Messenger RNA from Papaver somniferum (opium poppy), 735 nucleotides. RefSeq lists its product as uncharacterized. Gene Ontology annotation, molecular function: nucleic acid binding; zinc ion binding. NCBI's taxonomy places the organism in Eukaryota, Viridiplantae, Streptophyta, Magnoliopsida, Ranunculales, Papaveraceae. The coding region runs from base 1 to 735 and encodes 244 amino acids. The transcript has a single exon. The record is from RefSeq and is a predicted model, not a curated record.
AUGCAAGAUCUAAUGAAAGACCACCAUCGUCACUGUUUAGCUGUAAAUAUCCUGUCAGGAAAGUUCUCGUAUAAUACCCUACAGAUUGAACUGAAAAAUCACUGGACCCCCAUGCAAAUUAAACACCUAGAAACUAUUACUCAUACGGAGGCCUACAAACUGGUUAUGCAUCAUGAAACUGAUAAGAACAAGAUUUUAGAACAUAAACCCUGGAUUAUUUCUGAACAAGUGGUAUUGUUUGAGGACUAUGAAAAGUUCAUCGCUAACCCUGAUCAGAGUUUUCUAGUUGCUGUUUUUUGGCUGCAGAUUCUCCAUCUCCCAAGGUACUGGAUCGACAAGCUCUCCAUUGAACAACUACUACAGAACGUCGGAACAGUACUGGAAGUUGAUCUUAGUUCUUCUCCACCAAGAGCUAAAAUAGAAAUGGACCUCCAAAACCCCUUUACCCCAGGUAUUCUACUGAACUGUGAAAAAGCUACUUGGAUCCAGCUGGCUUAUGAAUAUCUACCCAUGAUUUGUUAUCGAUGUGGUUUUCUCGGCCACAUAGCAAGAGAAUGUUCCAAAUUCGUUAGCACAGACCAUGUUCUGAUGGAUACUCAGUUCCCCAAAUUUCCAUAUCACCGCCUCAACAGCAGGAUGAAAGAUCAAAACCCACAACCAAAAACCCAAAAUAUGCUGACAUCCUCUUCAUCCAAUAUCCCCUCAAAAACAUCAGCCUCUACCCACCAAUCAUGA